Messenger RNA from Branchiostoma belcheri (Belcher's lancelet), 5784 nucleotides. RefSeq names its product EF-hand calcium-binding domain-containing protein 6-like. Gene Ontology annotation, molecular function: calcium ion binding. Bases 278 to 5707 code for a protein of 1809 amino acids. The transcript has 29 exons. NCBI's taxonomy places the organism in Eukaryota, Metazoa, Chordata, Leptocardii, Amphioxiformes, Branchiostomatidae. The record is from RefSeq and is a predicted model, not a curated record. Gene Ontology annotation, cellular component: nucleoplasm.
CGUCCCCGUCGUCAUGACGACCAAACAACAGGGCCCGCAUCCGCCCGAGUCGAGUUUCGCGCGAGUCUAUCGCUACACACACCCGGCGGGAAUGUUUUGAUGGCAACUUUUCGCCAGAUUGCCACUUUUCACUAACUUCGGGAGGCAUUCCGUGGCGAGAACUCGCCACAACAGGACCCGGUUUGGCCACUUCUGUAGCAAAGUUGUCGCAGGAAAGUUUCCGGAACUGAUUUGGCGUCCGGCUUGAAGCCGUCAGCUGAAACACUAGCCCGAGACCAUGUCGGCAGCGAAGGUCGUCCAGCCGUCUCCGGAUUUCCGCGGACUCCGACCUCUGUCCCGAGGCAUGACCUUCUCUCCGCGCCCCCUCAACACGACCUUGUCUCGCCUGAGUUCCCGAGCGUCGCUACCUCGGCAGACUGCCACCCUGGAACCCGGCAGGCUGUCCAUCUCAUCCACGCCUCUGUCUCUGUCCCAGAGCAGUAUCGUACUGAAGCCGGGUCUCAGCGUGGUCGAAAUCGAAAGCCUUCUCAGGGAGAGGGUCAGGUCAAAGUUCAACGACCUCAAACUGGCGUUCCAGACGUAUGAUGUGGACCAGUCGCUGAACAUCACGAAGGGGGAGUUUCGUCGCGUGCUUGAGACAUUUUGCUUCCCCCUCACAACGGACCAGUUUGAAGCCAUCCUGGCCAAGUGCCAGCUGAACCCAAAUGGUACAGUCCGCUACACUGACUUCCUGGAAAAGUUUUACGGGAAAGAAACUUCCGGGAAGGACGCUGCCAAGUGGCUGAGUGGAAUCCACAAGUACAACCAGUCAAGGUCACCCAUGGAGGUCAGCGUGGACAAACUGGAGAGGGAACUCAAGGACAAGAUUGGAGGGAACCUGAAGAACUUUGUAAAAGCCUGUCGUCUGUUCGACUACAACCGAGACGGGAAAAUCCAGAGACACGAACUGAGAAAAGUCCUGGAGAAUUACUGCUUCAGGAUGACUGACCAGCAGUUUGAUAAACUGUGGCACAGAUAUGACUUCCAGCACACAGGAGUAGUGGAGUAUACAGAGUUCCUGAGAAGACUGGGAGUGUACGUACACAAGCACAACGCUGUCGCACCAGACUCCACUAUGCUGGCGCUGAACUGGCAGCAGGUGGAGGAGGAGAGGAAGAAGCAGGUUGCGAAGCAGGCUCUGCAGCAGAAAACUGACAAGGUCGUGGAGGGGAUGACCUUCGAACAGAUCGAGAAAGAACUCCGCAAGAAGAUGAAGACCAACUACACCAACGUGAAGAAGGCUUUCCUGGCAUUCGAUGCCACCAACAGUGGCUACAUCAGUAUAGAGGACCUGAAGUCUGUCCUGGUGCACUUCACCAUCCCCAUGUCUGAUCAGCUCUUCGCUCAGCUGAUGGACAGGUUGCGUAUCAAGGCGUCGGGGAAGGUCCCGUGGGAACAUUUUCUGGAAAAGUUCCAGGACCCGCAGGCAGACGGCAACGGGCAGACCAUCCCCAUCAAACCGGAGGCCAACAGGAAAGUGAACCCAAUCCGAGAGGCUGAGGGCUCCCCGCACAUUUCUGACAUCAUCGAGAAGUUGAGGAAACACAUUCUGGACGGCUACUCAACCAUUAAACAGGCUUUCCUGGUCUUCGAUGAUGAUCGAGAUGGGAAGGUAUCCCGUAAGGAACUUCGUAAGAUCAUCGAGAGUUUCACCUUCCGGAUGACAGACGAGCAGUUUAAGGAAUUGAUGAUCAUCUUAGACCCCCUGCACGAAGGAUUCAUCAGCUACAAGAAGUUCCUGGACCUCUUUGAGCCUCAGGAGAAAGUGGAGGCGCACAAGUGGCUGUUCUCCACACACAAGUUCAACGCUCAGCAGCCUCCAGCCAUCCUCGCCUGGGACACGGUCGAGGACAUCCUUCGGGAGAAACUGACCGAAAACUGGAACGCAAUGCUGGGCAUGUACCAGUCGUUCGACCCUGACGCUACCGGAACCAUCACACGGAGGGAACUACGGCGGAUCCUGGACACCUUUGGGCUGCCCGUAUCCGACGAACACUUUGAGAAGAUGUGGCGAGGCUGCCAGGAGAAUGUUCACGGGAACAUCGCGUUCGGAGAGUUUCUGGCGAAGCUUGGCGUCGACGCAAAGCCGGGUGACCUUCAGGGCCUGAGCACUCAGGUUCACGAGGAGAGUUACGCUCGGGAGGAGCGCAGAAGGAGCGACCAGAACCUCAGAAUUAAUGACAUUGAGAAGAACGCGGCCAGAAGAACGUCUAAGAUGACUGCGGAUGAAGUGAUCCUUAAGCUCCAGGAUCAGAUGUCUCAGAAGGAUGUGCAGAUCCGCAAGACGUUUCUCCGCUACGACAAGACAGGGCGCGGCAGGGUCUCCAAGAAAGACUUCAGACAUAUCCUGGAGGAUAACGGCAUGUUUAUGGACCCGAGUCAGUUUAACAGCCUCUGUACCAGACUCGGCUUUUUCAACGGCUUCCUCCAGUACACAGACUUCAUCGCUGCCUUCGAGGACAGAAGACACGGUGGCCCGGCAUCAGACAUCCUUCGGUCGGGGAACCACCGGGUCAACAGCACCAACGUGCGGUACAUGUCUGCUGAGGAGGUGGAGGAACAGCUGAGGACCAAGCUCAGGGAGGGAUUCAAUGACCUCCAAGAAACGUUCCUUAAGAUGGACGAAACGAAGUCUCAGAGCAUCACCAGAAACGACUUCCGCAAACUUCUGGACUCCUUCAUGUUUAUAAUGACUGACGAGGAGUUUAGCAGAUAUGACGUGGACCAGAAAGGCUACCUGACCCACGGAGAGUUUGUGGAGGUUCUGGGCUUAACCUUUGCCCCUAGCGACAUGCACGGAACGAGCCGGCGAAUCGUGGACGACAGCCAGGCGUUCCUGGACCAGCAUCACCAGGGGCAACAGGCGCGCCAUCAGCAGAUCGCAGCCAAUCAGAUGAAGGCUGCGGGUCACAUGACUGCCGCAGAGGUCGAGCAGCAGCUCAAGCGAGGCGGCCGGAAGGCAGCCGUCGAGACAUACUACUUUCGCGAGGAAACUCCGGACGAAUACGCUCGCGAGGCCCUGUUCGCUGGCGGCGUGAUCCCAGACUCGGUCAGGAGCAAAGCGUUCGCACAACGCGAGCCCUUUCCCCGAAUGGAAAACAACGGAAUGAAGGCGCGAGAGGUACUGAUGGGAAAUGGAGUCAUCCCAGACCGAACACCGGAGCGAACGUACGCAACAUCGGACGGCAAAGUCCUUCCCAGUCUACGCUACAACGACAAAUUUGCGUUUUCGAAUGGCCACAACUAUGAGGGCAACUUCCACAACUCCCAAGCCAACAUGAGGACAUCCUUUAAGUUUGCAAAUCAACUGACAAAAGUGAGUGGAGAUUUUCUGGACGCAGGGAUGGACAGAAGAAAUGAAGACAGAAGGGAGAGAAAAGUGACGUUUGCCGACAAAGUCUCCGAGAACAAGCGGGCGAAACAAGUUCUCCUCGGCAACGGAGUCAUUCCUGACUUCGAUGAAGCUGAGAGCGAAAACGAUGCGCCAAAAAUUGGCAGAAAGUCAACUUUCAAACACGAACGCUCUGACUAUAAGCAGAAGUUCCUCGACGCUGGGCUAAUUUUUGAGCGUAACUCAACACCAGAAUUUCUCACCAAUGUCUCUCAAAAGAACCCACAUCUUCCCAAGAGCAUUUUAAACAAACACAACUCCUCUCGCCCUCUCAGGGAAGACACAAGACUUGACAGACACGCUUAUGACCGACCUGACUUUGACAGAGCAACCUUAAGUCUUCAAGACACCUUCCCAACGUCUUAUGACAAAAAGAAACCAGAGGAAGAUGUCUUGAACAAGGAGAUCAGGUUACGUCUUCUCGCAAAUGGCAUCAUUCCUGAGACAGACACGUACAAGACACGGAGGCCCAAGAGGCAAGACUCCUUUAAGAAGCAACCGUACUCCAAGGAGGUGUUCUUGGGGCGCGGCCUUAUCCCCGACCCUGACCUGAGACGUCUUAAGAUGACCGAAGGACGUUCUUUAGAGUCUCGGCAGUUUCUUCAGGUGUUUGCAGAGAUGCCCAGUACACCUGACUAUUACAGGGAUAAGUUCCGAGAAUACUACCAAGACUUUGACAAGGCAUUCCGCAAGGCAGACUUUAACAAGGACGGAACAGUCGACAUCCGAGAACUUCAGAGGGUUCUUAUAGAACACAACUUCUUCUUGGAGGAGGAGCAGUUCUUCGAGCUGUUGGACAGACUUGGCCUGUCACCAGAGAAGGGGAAGCUGUCUUACCCAGACUUCCUCAGGGCCAUCGACGACGGAAGGGCCUCCAAAUAUGGGCGUAGGAGGUCGGGGGUCACCAUGGAGGAAUACGACGGCCUUCCCGCGGAAAAAUCGCUCGAGAAGCUCCGCGAAAAAGUCGCCGCAAACUUCGUCGUCGUCGAAAAGGCUUUCAACGCAUUCGACAAGGAGAGCACAGGGAAAGUCAAAGCGUCAGAGUUUCGGCGAAUCAUCGACCAUUUCUGCUUCAAGCACUCCGACAAACAGUUCCGGGCUCUUCUGGCCAAACUCAAGUUCCACUCAGACAACACCAUAGACUGGAGGGCCUUCCUCGACGACUUCAAGAAGAACGAACAAGAGGCGACCCAGAACUGGCUAGAAGAUGUUCAGAAAGCCGCCAAGCCGAAGUCCCCACAGGAACUGGCGAUGCAGGAGGUCCAGUCCAGAGUACAGGAAGCCGUCAGUGCUCGGUUCUACGCCUUCGCACGGUCCUUCGCGGAGGUCGACUACGCCAAGAUUGGGGUCGUCGCCAAGGAGGACUUCCGAGACAUCCUGAAUAAGAACGCCAUAAGACUUUCAGACGACCAGUUUGACCAGUUGUGGGAGACGAUGCCUGUGAACGAGUUCGGGAACGUCGUUUACCGAGAGUUCCUGAAACAGUUCUCGACCGAGCGUACCCGAGGCGCGGAGUUGCCCCCCUCCCCACCGCCGACCCCCACCCCGUCCGAGACCCCCUCAGCCAUGGUGUUCGCUCGACGGCCCGCCACAGCCACCACCCCCAAGUCAGGCAGAAUGAGCGUUAUGAGCGACAGACCUGCGUCCCGUGUGUCACGACCUUUCACCCCUCUGGUGAACGCUCAGGGCGCGGAGCUGCGUAUGAAAGAUCGAGUGUUCCGCCACUGGAAGGACAUCCAGCGUCUCUGCAAGAGUCGGGACCCUGAGAACAAGGGAGAAAUCUACAUGGAGGACUUCAAGGGCCCCCCCCCCACAGCAAUCGUGGAGAGUUUCAACAUCUACCUUGCACCGGACGACCUUGACCAGCUGCGGAUUAAGUACGACAUGCGGAACAACGGGAAGUUCUCGUACAAGGCCUUUCUGCGACACUUCCUGCUCCGACUCAAGCCGCAGCAGGAGGGCAUUCUGCAGAGGAAGAAACUGCAGACUCCGCGAUUCAGCGUGAAGCAGGGUGCAGAGAGCAGCCUCCUGUACGACGCGAUGCUGCGAAUGCGAGAUGUCAUCAUGUCAGAGUGGCAGCGAAUGCGCCGAACCUUCCGCGCGAUCGACGCGAAGGGCGAGGGUUUCGUCUCCCCCGUCGACUUCCGUCAAGUCCUCAAGGAAUACGGCAUCAACCUCUCAGAAGAAGAGUUCUUUCAUCUAAUGACUUUCUAUGACAAGGGGAUGGUGGGGAAAAUCUCGUACAAUGAUUUCCUAAGAGCCUAUCUGUCACAAUAAGAUGUUUAGAGUUAAAACUUUAGAUCCAACACGGAAAGUUCUCUCACCUAGAGCUUUCAACCAGUCACUCUAGUCUU